This is a messenger RNA of Castor canadensis (American beaver), 972 nucleotides long. NCBI's taxonomy places the organism in Eukaryota, Metazoa, Chordata, Mammalia, Rodentia, Castoridae. The record is from RefSeq and is a predicted model, not a curated record.
AUGGACAGCCCCAGCAACACCACCGUGCCCUGUGGCUUUCUCCUUCAAGGCUUCUUUGAGUUUCCACACCUGAGGCCCCUGCUCUUUCUACUGCUGCUGGCAGUGCACCUGGCCACCCUGAGCGGAAACCUGCUUAUCCUGGUGGCUGUGGCCUCGGUGCCCAGCCGGCCGCCCAUGUUGCUGUUCCUGUGCCAGCUGUCAGCCACUGAGCUCUGCUACACGCUGGUAAUUGUGCCCCGCUCACUGGCUGACCUGACCUUGCCCGGCCACGGCAAAGGCAGCCCCAUCUCAUUCCUGGGCUGUGCUGUCCAGAUGCAGAUGUUCGUCGCGUUGGGCGGGGCCGAGUGUUUCCUGCUGGCCGCCAUGGCCUAUGACCGCUAUGUGGCCAUCUGUCACCCACUGCGCUACGCAUCGGUGGUGACCCCAGGUCUGUGCGCUCGACUGGCCUUGGCCUGCUGCCUUGGAGGACUGGCAGUAUCUGUGGGGCUCACAGUGGCGGUCUUCCACCUGCCUUUCUGCGGCUCCCGCCUGCUGGUGCAUUUCUUUUGCGACAUCACAGCGCUGCUGCACCUGGCCUGCACGCAGAGUUAUGCGGAGGAGCUGCCCCUGCUGGGCGCCUGCCUGGUGCUGUUGCUGUUGCCCUCAACGCUCAUCCUGGCCUCCUACGGAGCCAUCGCCGCAGCCCUGCGCCGCCUGCACAACGCGGGGAGCCGGCGCAAGGCCACCUCCACCUGCGCCUCUCACCUGGCUGUCACCUUCCUGCACUAUGGCUGCGCCACCUUCAUGUACGUGCGGCCCAAGGCCAGCUACUCCCCGCAGCUGGACCGCACGCUGGCGCUGGUCUACACUAACGUCACGCCCCUGCUCUACCCGCUUAUUUACAGCCUGCGCAACCGGGAGAUCACCGCCGCCAUCCGCAGGGUGCUGGGGCAGCUACCAGCCCAGUCAAGCUGUGAGUCUGCAUCUGUGUGA